AUGGAGAGCUUGGAGAACCUGACCAACGAGACGGUGGUGCGCGCGGACGGAGCCGGUCUGGACGGCGAGGGCGAGGGCGGAGGGAGCGCGCGCGCCCUGCUCGGCUUCGUCCUCUUCCUCCUCAUCGUGUCCACGCUGCUGGGCAACACGCUGGUGUGCGCCGCCGUGGUCAAGUUCCGCCACCUGCGCUCCAAGGUCACCAACUUCUUCGUGGUGUCGCUGGCCGUGUCCGACCUGUUCGUGGCCGUGCUCGUGAUGCCCUGGGAGGCCAUGUCGGCCGUGGCGGGCACGUGGCUGUUCGGGCGCUUCUGCGCCGUGUGGAUCGCCUUCGACAUCAUGUGCUCCACGGCGUCCAUCCUCAACCUGUGCAUGAUCAGCGUGGACCGCUACUGGGCCAUCGCGAGCCCCUUCCGCUACGAGCGCCGCAUGACGCACCGCGUGGCCUUCGCCAUGAUCGGCGUGGCGUGGACGCUCUCCGUGCUCAUCUCCUUCAUCCCCGUGCAGCUCAACUGGCACGAGCAGGGCGGCGAGGAGCCGCAGGAGCUGGCCGCAGCCGCCGCCGCCGCCGCCGCGCACGAGGAGGGCGGCAACGGGAGCGCGCGCGCCGACUGCAAGGCCAACCUGAACCGCACGUACGCCAUCUCGUCGUCGCUCAUCAGCUUCUACAUCCCCGUGCUCAUCAUGAUCGCCACCUACACGCGCAUCUUCCGCAUCGCGCAGACGCAGAUCCGGCGCAUCUCGUCGCUGGAGCGCGCGGCCGGCCAGCACCCCGCGCCUCCGCACCAGCAGCACAGCCAGAGCCACCAGCAGGGCGACGAGCACGCGCUCAAGACCACCUUCAAGAAGGAGACCAAGGUGCUGAAGACGCUCUCGGUCAUCAUGGGCGUGUUCGUGUGCUGCUGGCUGCCCUUCUUCGUGCUCAACUGCGCCGUGCCCUUCUGCCGCUGCGUCAGCGACACCACCUUCGCCAUCUUCGUGUGGUUCGGCUGGGCCAACUCGUCGCUCAACCCGGUCAUCUACGCCUUCAACGCCGACUUCCGGCGCGCCUUCUCCUCGCUGCUGGGCUGCCACAGGCUCUUCUCCAGCGCCGCCGCCGUGGAGGCCGUGAACUUCAGCAACGAGCUGGUGUCUUACCACCACGACACCACGCUGCAGAAGGACGCGCCCGCCAACCUGCAGCAGCAGCAGCAGCACCAGCAGCCGCAUCUGGCGCGCGACGAACCGGCCGCGCGCCUCGACAAGGCCUCCAUCUCGUCCGGCGCCUCGCGAAGGCUCGGGCACGGGCACGGGCGCGCGCACGCGCUCCUGCCCCACGAGUGCGACGGCGAGAUCUCGCUGGACACCAUCACGCCCUUCACCUCCACCGGGCUCGUGGAGUGCGAGGGACUGCCUGGGCAGAUCAUCAACGACUGA
Messenger RNA from Colossoma macropomum (tambaqui), 1413 nucleotides. RefSeq names its product D(1)-like dopamine receptor. Gene Ontology annotation, molecular function: G protein-coupled receptor activity. Bases 1 to 1413 code for a protein of 470 amino acids. Gene Ontology annotation, biological process: adenylate cyclase-activating adrenergic receptor signaling pathway. Lineage: Eukaryota; Metazoa; Chordata; Actinopteri; Characiformes; Serrasalmidae. Gene Ontology annotation, cellular component: membrane. The transcript has a single exon. The record is from RefSeq and is a predicted model, not a curated record.